AUGAGCAACUUCCAAAAGAAAGAUGUAAGCGGCAUGCCUUCAUCAUCGAGACCACGAGGAAUGUCUGGUGCUGGAUCAGGAGGAUCCGGCCGACCAGCUGUUACGACGCCAAUGUCCGAGCGUCAGCAAAUGGCCCUGCUGAUGCAAAUGACUUCUGGCAGCAAUGAUGCAGAAAUGAGCCCUGGAGGGGGGAGUUCGAGUUCAGCACAUUCUCGAUCGUCUCGCGAUCGAAUCAACGAACGAGGUGAAACGGCUCUUCACAUAGCUUCGAAAAAGGGAGAUCAAGAUUCAGUGAAGAAAUUACUCGAACAAGGGGCCAACCCUAAUGUGACUGAUUUUGCUGGCUGGACCCCUCUUCAUGAGGCAUGUAAUCAUGGCCAUUACAAUGUUGCACUAGCCCUAGUUAAGGCAGGAGCUAACAUAAAUGCCACCGGCUUGGAAAACGAUACUCCACUACACGAUGCUGCUAUCACUGGGCAGCUGAAAUUGGUGAAAAUGCUCGUCGAGCGAGGUGCUGACCCGUCCUUCAAAAACCAGAAAGGUAAAACUCCCUGCGAUGUUGCAGCCCCGGCCGUCUACAAUUAUCUGACGCAAGCGAAAGACAAUGCCGUCACGCGCCACGGGCAGCAUUUGAAGAAAUCCUCCUCAGAAACGGCCGGCAACAGUGGUGGCAGUAGUGGUGGUGGAGGUGGCACUAGUAGCGGUGGUGGUGGGAGUAAUUCCGGUGGCAGCAGCAGCGGACCCGGGAGUGGUGUUUCGGGGAGCUCCUCCAGCAAGCGAACCCACGGCAGCAGCACCACCACCGGAAGUAAUACUCAUCAGGAUACGGACGCGAGCAGCAGCAGCGAGACGGGUGCGGUCGUAACUGGCAUGGGUGGUGCCGGUACGGGAAACUCAAACAGCGGCGGUGGUGGCAAGGACAAGGAAGAGGACGACAUUUAUGAGUUCAAAUCAACUCCGAAGGAUUCCAGCUCGAGUUCGAGCGAUGAGAAAGAUGGCGGUGGUGGUGGUGGUGGUGGUAGCAACGGUGGCACGGGUGCGAGUAAAAAAGGCUCGUCGGAAAAGCAAAACGACGAGAAGCAGCAAUCCGGCGGAACGCAUCACGAGAGUGGUUCGAGCACUGCGCAGGAUCACGUGACGUCACGAGAGACAGGAGGAGCCCCCGGCGGAUCGCAACAAUCCCGCGAUGAAGCACAAUCACAACUCGGACAUGCGACGCAGCAACAAACCGCACCGGAAGUGGGAGAAAAGCGCGAGCCACAGAAAGACACCCAAACGAACGGUGGAGGAUCAUCGUCCUCGGUUUCGUCCGGUGCCGUUGGAACAGGGUCACAUUCGGUUAGUGCUGAUCACGAACCGGCCAGUGGUGGUGGAAGUGGAAGCGGAGGCAGCAGUGGCAACAACACCACGAGUGGCAACACAAAUGCAGGUGGAUCAGCACUAGGCAACACGUCAGGACCCGGUGGCAGUGUCUCGAACACGGGUGGUUCAUCCGGAAACGGCACCGGAGGGACGACGUCAGCUGCAGCGUCAUCAUCCACUUCCGGCGUACCGAAGCGGCCAUUUUCCGAGCUAAACGAUGCCACGGACGAUGGCGGACAGACAAACGAAGAUGAAAUUAAGCGCAAAAAGCGUAAGGACGUCGAUCCGCUUGGUGGUGGUAACGUUAAGGAUGCCUCCGCGUCUUCUGGCGGAUCUGGAGGAUCCACGAGCUCUUCCUCGGGGUCGUCGAUGGGGGGAAAAUCAAGCGGAAGUGUAGGCAAUCGUGGGUCAGUCCCACGGCAGGAAAAGGGCACCAAAUCUUCCGGUGUGUCGACAUCAAAAACGCUAGGUAUUUCGACGAAAAAUGCCCUGGACCGGAAGAGUCCGUGUGCCAGUCCUAAACCCACACAAGGCACUUCGACGGGUACGGGUGCAAAUGGUGCAGCUAGCGGUGCAUCGUCCAGCACGGGAGCAAAUGCAGGGAACAACGUGUCGUCUACGGGAGGCGCAUCGUCAUCCAGCGGAAAGGGUGGAUCUUCCGGUACGAGCAGCAGCAAUGACAGCGAUGGAGAGAGUGGAAGCGCGGCCACAGCCAGUGGUGCGGAUGAUGCCACCGGUGGCAAGAGUGGCGGUGAUUCUGGGUUCGGUAGUGGUUCCGGAGGUGGCCCAAAGGUUCCACCGUUGAAGAUCGUUAUCCCGCAACAAAACGCAACGUGUGACGCGGAAGUGGGAGGCAAUACGCGCAAUGGCAAAAACGCCUCGACGAGAAACCAUGCCGCGCUUCCGUACGUGGUGGCAUCCUCGAAUAGUAACGAUUCGACGGGAGAUAAGGAAAGCACAUCAUCACGAAGUGCCAGUCCAGCGGAUCCCAAGAGUUCGGAUGAGAAAAAUCCCACCCAGGGCACCACAAAGGACGAGCGUACUCAGCAGCGCGUGCUGCGCAGCUCACACCGCGGUGGAAAUGGUGGCAACAGCAGCAGCUCUACGAAGGAUGGUUCCUCUACGGGGGUCGAUCGUUCGAACAAUUCCUCACCACAGAUGCAACAAGCGGGCAACAGUGGUUCACCAUCGCCCUUGUCCAACAGUGGGUGUGAUUCGGCGGAACGUCCCAAUGGUGCGUCUUCCACCGGGACAAAUGGUGCCGAUGGUGGACCAGCGAUUGGUGGCUCGGCACAAAGCGGAACCGGCCAGGCGAAUAGUCCUGGCGGUAGUGCAAGCGGGCAAACUGCAGCUUCCGGUGAGAGUGACAACGGAACAGCAGCCACCGGUGGUACGGUGGGUUCCGGUGGAAGUGUGAACCCAAAAAGUCCUUCCAGUUUAAACGGAUCGUCAGCUGGUGGUCCUGCGGGCGGAAGAUCGCUAAGCAGUGCCUCCAACAGUGGUGCGAUCGACAGUAAUGGUACAGGAAACGGCAACACAGGGAGUGGUGGAAGUGGCGGAGGAAAUAGCUCGACAACGUCAUCGGUUUCCGGAGCAUCAGGCGCAAACGUUGGACCAUCCGGGAGUGGAUCCUCGUCUACUAGUGGGCCAUCGACGACGAGUGGACAACCGGUGUCUGGUUCGGCACAGUCGCAAACAUCCGCUUCCGGAGCGACACAAAGCACCAACUCUUCCUCCUCAUCCUCGUCGUCGUCGUCGUCUUCGUCGUCCACUUCGGAAUCGUCCGUCCAUCCGCGCAAGCGCAAGAUUAAAACGAGCAAAGAACAAUCGUCCACCUCGUCCGCUUCAACCGUAGGUGCUAGUACCACCGGGGUCAAUGCAUCUUCCGCCACUGCACCAUCCGGGUCAACGUCCUCAGCCACAACGGCCGGACCCGGUAGCAGUGGCAGCACGGUAACGGGUGAAGAGAAGAAGGAAAUUCGUGAAGAAACACCGGAUGUGCAUCCACACGAUCAGCCGAUUACAAACUGCUACCAGAUGUACCUAAACAUCCGCAAGCAGAUCGAACGGCGCCAAAAGAGCCUUUUCCCGGUACAACCGAAGCCACCACAGGGCUUCAAAGACUACCUGAUGAACCGUUGUACGUACGCACUGGCAGGCAAGACGCCGUCGGAACCGAACGUACAGGUCCCGGUCACACUUCCGGUGUCGUUGAAGGAUCUCUUCCAGGCUCAGGAGAAGGAACGCCACAAACUGCGCAUGCAGCACAUCGUCGAGAAGGAGAAGCUGGUGUUGGCAGUGGAACAGGAGAUUCUCCGUGUACAUGGACGGGCGGCACGUGCCCUUGCCAACCAAUCGUUACCCUUUUCCGUGUGCACGAUCCUAAAGGACGAGGAGGUGUACAACAUAAUCACGCCCGAGCAAGAGGAAAAAGAUCGAAACGCACGCAGCCGGUACAAUGGACGCCUGUUUCUCAGCUGGCUGCAGGACGUAGACGACAAGUGGGAGAAGAUAAAGGAGGCGAUGUUGUUGCGCCAUCAUAAUGAGGCCGAGAGCCUUCACGCGGUGCAGAAGAUGGACUGGGAAUGGAAGAUGAAGGAACACUCGCUCUGCGAGUUCAAGGCAAAGCCGAUCAUCGACGAAACGUACGUGCCGAUGGUGAACGUGAACGAUGAUUUCGAUUUGCUGCCGGCGUAGGACAAGCGCCGGUUUGGCGCACAGGGUAUAAACGAGUCGUAUGCUUUUGAUGUAUACGUUUAAAUGUUUUACGUUCUAUGGGGUGAACACGGUAUUCCCCGGGAAUGAGCCAGGACAGGACAGGAGUAAACUGGAGCCAAUGUACAUACGGGAAUGGACACUGGUGAUGCAAA
Messenger RNA from Anopheles nili, 4232 nucleotides. RefSeq lists its product as uncharacterized. Gene Ontology annotation, molecular function: protein binding. Lineage: Eukaryota; Metazoa; Arthropoda; Insecta; Diptera; Culicidae. The record is from RefSeq and is a predicted model, not a curated record. Bases 1 to 4059 code for a protein of 1352 amino acids. Gene Ontology annotation, cellular component: nucleoplasm. The transcript has 6 exons.